AUGUUCAAGCAAUGCGUUAAUCAUCUACUUGAUGCAGAUGCUGAUCCAAAUGUUAGAGACAAAUUUGGUUCUACUCCAAUUCAUACAGCUGCUAAAAAUAAUGAUACUAUUAUUGGUGGAUCCUUAAGUGAUGGAGGAGCUCGUCUAGAUCUCAAAGACAGCGAUAAUAUGACACCGGCACAUUUCGCUGCAGAACGAGGUCACAAAGACUUUAUCGAAUUUCUAGUGGAGAGAGAGGCUAAUCUAGACAACGUUACUAAUGCAGGGAGCACACCCAUCAUGCUGGCUGCCAAGAAUGGCCAUGCAGAUAUUGUUAAAAUUUUAUUAGAUAAUAACGUAUACACAGAGUUUAAUGAUACCGAAGGUAAAAGUGCAUAUGAUUACGCAGUAGAAAACGGCCAAGAAAGGUUAGUGUUCAUAAGACGAAAACUGCAUUCUGUUAUGGAAAUUCGUGUAUAG
Molecule: messenger RNA, 459 nt
Organism: Trichoplax adhaerens
Lineage: Eukaryota; Metazoa; Placozoa; Uniplacotomia; Trichoplacea; Trichoplacidae
Exons: 3
Coding region: 1-459 (152 amino acids)
Biological process (GO): RNA processing
Molecular function (GO): RNA nuclease activity; protein binding; RNA binding
Source: RefSeq, a predicted model, not a curated record